GAUGGGUGGCUAAAUUCUCAUAUCAUUUACAUUUUGCCUUUCUUGUUUAGAGUCUGCUGUUUGGCUUCAAAGAAAAAAAGAAAAGAAAAAUGAAGCUAGUAAGCAUUCAAUGCGUAGUGAUCCUCCUGCUCUUGUACGCCUCCUUGCAGGUUACAGAAACACAGGCCAAAACACAGCCCAAAAAAGUAGUUAAACCCCAAACUGUUACGUGCUACAACCGCAAGAGCAAAUGCUUUCUCAAGUAUGUAAAAUGCCCAAUUCAAUGCCCACAGGUCCAACCAAAAGACCCUAAUGCCAAAGGCUGCUUUCUUGAUUGUUACUCUCCCAAAUGCGAGGCUGUGUGUAGGACACGUAAACCAAACUGUAAUGGCCCUGGAGCUGCAUGCUAUGAUCCCCGUUUCAUUGGUGGAGACGGCAUUGUUUUCUACUUUCAUGGAAAGAGCAAUGAGCACUUCGCCUUGAUAUCCGACGUCAAUCUCCAAAUCAAUGCGCGUUUCAUUGGCCUUCGACCUGCUGGCAGAAUGCGGGACUAUACAUGGAUCCAAGCCUUAGGUCUCAUGUUUGGCACUCACAAUUUCACUCUGGAAGCCACAAAGGCAGAAAAAUGGGAUAGUGACGUUGAUCACUUGCACUUCUCUUAUGAUGGGAAGGGUAUAAUAGUACCAGAAGGCCAUUCCUCUGAAUGGAGUUCACCAGAUAAUGGUCUUAAAGCGGAGAGGACUUCAAACAAGAACAGUGUGACAAUCACCAUACCAGGAAUUGUGGAGAUAUCUGCGAAUGUGGUUCCAGUGACAGAAGAAGAUGACAAGAUACACAAUUACCAGAUACCAUUUGAUGACAGUUUUGCCCAUUUGGAAGUGCAGUUCAGGUUUGCUGGCUUAUCCCCUCGAGUUGAAGGAGUUCUUGGCAAGACUUACCAGCCUGAUUUCGAGAAUCCGGCAAAACCAGGUGUUGCAAUGCCAGUGGUUGGCGGGGAAGACAAGUACAAAACUAGCUCGCUUCUCUCUACAGACUGUCGAUCUUGUGUGUUCUCUUCGGGAGAAGUUGUGGCCGACGAGAGCUCAGUGGCGAUGGAAUAUGGCACAGUAGACUGCACUAGUUGGAAUGGUGGUGGAAAUGGUCUAGUGUGCAGGAAAUGAUCAUUGAAAUUUCAGGGGUUGCUGUUGAAUAAUAAAGGAUCAAAGUGACUACUUUGGUUCUCUAGGUACUGUAAUAAGUUUGUGUGAAUUCAUUGUCGAAGUGACUACUUUGGUUCUCUAGGUACUGGAAUAACUUUGUGUGAAAUAUGUUUUUGUUAAAGCAUCUUCGUAAUUUGAAGAUAGUAAUGUUGUCAUUCCUCUAUUACCUU
Cornus florida is the source of this 1348-nucleotide messenger RNA. RefSeq lists its product as uncharacterized. The transcript is spliced from 2 exons. Lineage: Eukaryota; Viridiplantae; Streptophyta; Magnoliopsida; Cornales; Cornaceae. The record is from RefSeq and is a predicted model, not a curated record. The coding region runs from base 90 to 1139 and encodes 349 amino acids.